AUGACGGUGGAUUCGGACGCGAGUGGCAGUGUUUUCCUCUGAUGCAGCUCAUCACGAAAAUUCCAUUUCUCAAAGACAAGUAGCCAUGUCCGAGUGAAGAUGGGUGACUGGAACUUCCUGGGCGGAAUCCUCGAGGAGGUGCACAUUCACUCCACCAUGGUGGGGAAAAUAUGGCUGACCAUCCUCUUCAUUUUCCGCAUGCUGGUGCUGGGAGUGGCGGCCGAGGAUGUGUGGAACGACGAGCAGGCCGACUUCAUCUGCAACACCAAGCAGCCUGGCUGCCGCAACGUCUGCUACGACCGUGCCUUCCCCAUCUCUCUCAUCCGCUACUGGGUGCUGCAGGUCAUCUUUGUCUCCUCACCCUCACUUGUCUACAUGGGCCACGCCAUCUACCAGCUGAGAGCCCUAGAGAAGGAGCGACACUGCAAGAAGGUGGCACUGCGACGGGAGCUGGAGGCACUGGACCCGGACCAGACAGAUGCCCGAAAGAAGGUAGAGAGGGAGAUGAGGCAGCUGGAGCAGGGCAAACUGAACAAGGCUCCCCUUAGGGGAUCACUUCUGCGAACUUACAUUGCUCACAUAGUGACCCGGUCGGUGGUGGAGAUCGGGUUUAUGCUGGGUCAGCACCUGAUCUACGGGAACCAGCUGGAAACACUGUAUAAAUGUGAGCGUGAACCGUGCCCGGAUGUUGUGGACUGCUUUGUUUCACGCCCAACUGAGAAAAGCGUGUUCAUGGUGUUCAUGCAAGUCAUAGCAGCUGUCUCUCUCUUCCUCAGCUUGCUGGAGAUUUUGCACCUUGGAUACAAGAAACUCAAGAAAGGCAUCCUGGACUACUACCCACAUUUGAAGGAUGACCUGGAUGACUGCUAUGGUGCCAAGUCCAAAAAGAACUCAGUGGUGCAUCAAGUGUGCAUCAGUCAAGGACGCAAGGCCACAAUCCCUACAGCGCCAAGUGGGUACACGCUGCUUCUUGAGAAGCAAGCCAACGGACCUGCUUUCCUGCCUCUAACCAGCGGAUCAUCUGCUUUCCUGCCCAUUCAAGGUCAAGCUGGAGGGAGGCUGGGACAGGAAGGUCAGAAAGAAGGCAAGAAGCUUGUCCAGAGUCCCACAGAGGGCAACAACAACUCCAAUAACACAAGUAACGAGGUUCGCUCCCAUCCGGACAAGCCUGAGCAACUUCUGGUGGAUUCGCAGGAGCUUGAAACUGAGAGUUCAGAGUACCCAACGCUUCCAGUGACUGACUCCACUUCCUGCCCCGCUACCUGUCCAACAAGUGGUGCUCGGAGACCCCGGAAGGUCAGUGGCCCACGGCACUGCAGUACAGUGUUGGAAGGCAAUGCUUCAGACAGUGGAGAGUCCUGCAGCAGCUCUGCGGCCGCAGGAAUUCGGCCCUGCGUUGGUCAUCCUGUGGUCCAUGGCCGGCCCCUCCCUAAACAGGACUUCAGGAGAUCCAGCCGGCCCCAAACGCCAGACUCUGUGGCAGACAGGAGCUCAGAUUCACGGCAAAGUCCUGCUCUCUCCACAAACCGCCGAACUUCACCAGCCAGCAGCGGCAGCAGCAGGAGAGCUGCGACAGACCUGCAGAUCUAAAAAUACUGCUUUU
Molecule: messenger RNA, 1603 nt
Organism: Pygocentrus nattereri (red-bellied piranha)
Lineage: Eukaryota; Metazoa; Chordata; Actinopteri; Characiformes; Serrasalmidae
Product: gap junction alpha-9 protein-like
Exons: 3
Coding region: 100-1590 (496 amino acids)
Biological process (GO): cell communication
Cellular component (GO): connexin complex
Source: RefSeq, a predicted model, not a curated record